Molecule: messenger RNA, 3336 nt
Organism: Xenopus laevis (African clawed frog)
Lineage: Eukaryota; Metazoa; Chordata; Amphibia; Anura; Pipidae
Gene: ece1.L
Product: endothelin converting enzyme 1 L homeolog
Biological process (GO): peptide hormone processing; protein processing; proteolysis
Cellular component (GO): plasma membrane
Molecular function (GO): metallopeptidase activity; metalloendopeptidase activity
Source: RefSeq, marked provisional
CGACAUGAAAACUUUACCCUCAUUUCUGCCCUUUCAAGUCCUGCCCUGGAAUGUGGGCCCUAAAUACACCAGGGGCCAACGCCUCCAUUUGCCUUUGUAGCCCCCGCAAGCAGACCCCCAGUGGCUGAGUGUCCCCUAGGAAGUCUGGGUGGUCUCCUCUUGUCGUAAAUCCCCCCCCUGUACUCAAGGGCCAUGUGUGAGAGGGGCUGCUGGGUAGGAGAGUGAGGGCCCCGUUGGCUGCUGGGAAUGGAAGCGCUAAGAGAAUCUGUGGGACAUUUCUCCUUUCAGAUGUCGGCGUAUAAGAGGGCCACGCUGGACGAGGAGGACUUGGUGGAUUCCCUGGGGGAAGGAGAGGUCUAUCCCAACGGCCUCCAGGUGAACCUGCGAGGAGUUGGGCGACGGAGCGGCUGCUGGAGCGAGAGGACUCACGUGGAGAAGAGACUGCUGGUGCUGCUGGUGCUGAUGUCUCUUGGGCUCUUCAUGAGUCUGUUGGCCCUGUCUCUCCAGUACAGAAACAGUAACCGCGUGUGUCUGUCAGAGUCGUGCAUCUCCGUCACCAGCUCCAUCCUCCGCUCCCUCGACCGCUCCGUGGAUCCGUGUCAGGACUUCUACCAGUACUCGUGCGGGGGCUGGAUAAAGGGCAACCCCGUGCCAGACGGACACUCUCGCUGGGGCACCUUCAAUGAGCUGUGGGAGCACAACCAGGCCAUCAUGAAGCACUUACUGGAGAACUCCACCAUGAACACCAGCAGCACGGCGGAACACAAGGCCCAGAGCUACUUCCAGGCCUGUAUGAACGAGUCCAAAAUUGAAGAGCUCGGGGCCAAACCCCUGCAGGAUCUGAUCCAGAAGCUGGGGGGCUGGAGUAUCAUCGGGCCAUGGGAUAAAGACAAUUUCCAGGAGACCCUGCAGUUGGUGACUGCUCAUUACCGGACUUCUCCCUUCUUCUCCGUCUUCGUCAGCGCCGACUCCAAGAACUCAAACAGCAACGUUAUUCAGAUAGAUCAGUCGGGCCUGGGCUUGCCCUCGAUGGAGUACUACCUGAACAAGACUAUGAAUGAGAAGGUGCUCACGGGGUAUUUAAACUUCAUGGUGCAGCUGGGGGUACUGCUGGGGGGUGAGGAGAACUCCACCCGGGAGCAGAUGCAGGAGAUCUUGGAUUUUGAGACCAAGUUGGCCAACAUCACCAUCCCCCAGGAGAAGCGGCGCGACGAGGAGCAGAUUUACCACAAGAUGACGGCGGGGGAACUAAAGGAUCUGGUGCCCGCGGUUGAUUGGAUGCCGUUCCUGAAGACGGUGUUUCACCCCGUGGUAAUUAACGAGUCGGAACCGGUAGUGGUUUAUGCCAAGGAAUAUCUGGUUGAGGUCUCCAGCCUCAUCAAUUCCACGGACAAGAGGAUCCUGAAUAACUACAUGAUGUGGAACCUGAUGCGCAAGACCAGCUCCUUCCUGGAUCAGCGCUUCCAGGACGCUGAGGAGAAGUUAAUUGAGGUCAUGUACGGCACCAAGAAGACCUGCCUCCCACGCUGGAAGUUCUGCAUCAGAGACACUGAUAAUAAUCUGGGCUUUGCUCUGGGUGCCAUGUUUGUAAAGGCCACAUUCGCCGAGACCAGUAAAGUGCAGGCGCUGAGAAUGAUAAAGGAGAUAAAGGCGGCAUUCGAGGAGAAUCUGAAAACCCUGAGCUGGAUGGAUGAUGAGACCCGCAGGGCUGCCAGGGAGAAGGCUGAAGCUAUAUAUGACAUGAUUGGGUACCCCAACUUCAUUAUGGACCCCAAGGAACUGGAUAAAGUCUUCAAUGAUUAUGACGUCACUGAUGAUCUUUACUUUGAGAACGGAAUGAGGUUCUACAACUUCUCAGCCCGAGUGACUUCGGAUCAACUGCGCAAAGCCCCCAGCAAAGACCAGUGGAGCAUGACGCCCCCUACAGUCAAUGCUUAUUACUCACCCACCAAGAACGAGAUUGUGUUUCCGGCUGGAAUCCUGCAGGCCCCCUUCUACACCAGCACCUCCCCCAUGGCUCAGAACUUUGGAGGAAUCGGCGUUGUGAUUGGCCAUGAACUGACGCACGCCUUUGAUGACCAAGGCCGAGAGUACGACAAGGAUGGGAACCUUCGUCCCUGGUGGAAGAACGCGUCGGUGGAGGCCUUUAAGAGACAGACGGAGUGCAUCACGGAGCAGUAUGGCAACUACACAGUCAAUGGGGAGGCUGUGAAUGGGAAGCAGACCCUGGGGGAGAACAUCGCAGAUAACGGAGGCCUGAAGGCGGCAUAUCGGGCCUACAAGAACUGGGUGAGGAAGAACGGAGCCGAGAAGCUCUUGCCCUCCCUCGGACUUUCUAAUGACCAGCUGUUCUUUGUGGGAUUUGCACAAGUCUGGUGUACUGUGCGCACCACAGAAAGCUCACACGAGGGGAUCAUCACCGACCCCCACAGCCCCUCCCGCAUCCGCGUCAUUGGCUCUGUGUCAAACUCGAAGGAAUUCGCUGAGCAUUUCCAGUGCCCCCCGGGAUCCCCCAUGAACCCCAGGAAGAAGUGUGAAGUCUGGUGAUGGCCGGCGAGGAAUGGCACGUGUAUAGGUUUAACCACUGGGGGAAGGGACCACUCGGGGAGCCCCCCACCCCUUUCCUUACGCAGACUUAACUCUCUGAUGCACUAAAUCCUUUCUAUGCACUUUCACUCUCUGCACACGCGCAGCUCCUGGUGUCCUAGUGAGAGGCUACCGAGUGCACGAGGAGGCGGCCAUAUUGUGCGUUCACUCUUGUAGCGGAGCCGUCGCACUAGGGGCCACUCGCACGUUGAUUAAAGGGACAGGCUCUCACAUUUCUCAUGUCACUGCCAGACUGUAUGAAAGGGAAGUGCUUCCCACCCCCAUAUGAAAUGAUCUGCUCCAUCCAAUCAGAUUGUGUGUCUGUGUGCUGGUCUGUACAUAUAUUGCCUGUGUAUAUAGAAGUGAUUUUGUACAUAUUUAUAGCGCCCCCUGCCUCAGAUUUAUACAAAGGGGAUUUUUCUGCUGCUUUUUCUAAGAUGAAGUUUGCCUUUAGCUGUGGGUGGGCUGCCCCGCUCCAGAAGGAAUAAAUGUGCCUAUGGUAUUGCCCCACUCUUAUUUUUUAAUCACUAUGGAAACCGUGCCCAGUACCAAAAUGAAUAAUGUCACCGUUGUGGGGGCAAAUAAAGUGCCGAAGGGGCUGCCUUGUACCCCCAAACACUCAGGGCUUAUCUGAAAGACACUCCCGUAACCCCCUUUAUAUAUGACUUGGUUUAUCCCUGUGGGCAGAGGCACCAGGUGGGAAUCACAAGAUUGUGCCAAGUUAAAUAAAUGAAAUACACUGCCCUGGUA